This is a messenger RNA of Tuber melanosporum (Perigord truffle), 1479 nucleotides long. RefSeq lists its product as uncharacterized. The record is from RefSeq and is a predicted model, not a curated record. Gene Ontology annotation, biological process: autophagy; cytoplasm to vacuole targeting by the Cvt pathway. NCBI's taxonomy places the organism in Eukaryota, Fungi, Ascomycota, Pezizomycetes, Pezizales, Tuberaceae. Bases 103 to 1479 code for a protein of 458 amino acids. The transcript is spliced from 3 exons. Gene Ontology annotation, molecular function: phosphatidylinositol binding. Gene Ontology annotation, cellular component: phagophore assembly site.
GCCUCACCCAAAGUGAAAUUUAUCACAUCUUCGCCCUUGGUUACGAACACCCUCCCACCACCGUCGAGCAUACAUAACGGAUCCAUCACAGGCUUUGAAACCAUGGAUUCCUUCAACUCGAUCCAAUGGCGAACCACCUUCGACGACGAAGAAGAGCCCUCCCCCCCCCCAAGCACAUCUGGCUUCCCCAACGGAGAGGAACCGCAGGCAGGCCGUAACACGGACAAAAUAGACAUGACUGGAGUGGGCAAUGGAACCCUGGAGACCAAAGUUUCAGAUCCGCAAACGGAGAAUGAAGGGACGAAGGAUGCAUUUGUUUCAUACUUGGUUACCACAAACACAGACUUUCCAUCGUUUCAGAAACCACUGGUAUCAGUGCGAAGGAGAUUUACGGAUUUCGUGUUUAUCUGGACGAUGCUGACGAGGGAGUUUCCUGCUUGUGCGGUUCCACCACUGCCGGGGAAGCAUAAGAUGGAAUAUGUACGAGGGGACCGCUUCGGUCCGGAUUUCACAAAUCGCCGUGCCAAUUCCCUCAGCCGCUUCCUCAACAGACUAACACUUCACCCUGUCCUCCGCCGAACAAGCCUCCUAAUGGUGUUUCUCGAAUCCCCCGACUGGAAUGCCCACAUGCGCUACAGACCCGCCCGAGGAGCGCCCAACAGCCAAGGUGAAACCGGCGGGGUAUUCGAGGGCCUGACGGACACCUUCCUCAACGCCUUCAGCAAAGUUCACAAACCCGACAGGCGCUUCAUAGAAGUCCGUGAUCGGGCAGACAAGCUGGACGACGACCUCAUGCACGUGGCAGCCAUAAUCACAAAGGUGGUCCGACGAGAAGCGGACCUCGAGGCAGACUACUCCGACCUCUCCAAAGAAUUCCUCAAACUCCUAGAUUUAGAACCGGAGCUCAUGGGGCCGGUGAGCAGCUUUGCUGCCGGCGUCCAAAGCACCAGCAGCGGCCUCCGGAAGCUAAAGGAGCACACAGACCAAGACUACCUCGGCAGCCUUAGGGACUUACAGAGCUACAUCGGCGCUCUAAAAACACUCCUGAAAGCUCGCGAACAGAAGCAACUCGACUUUGAGGCACUAACAGACUAUCUCAACCGCGCCACUACAGAACGGGACCAGAUCGCCUCCGCACCCGCCGGCACAACGGGCCUUGGGGGUCCCACCGGCUUCCUGCGCAGCAAGAUCGAAGACGUGCGCGGCGUCGACCACGAACAGUCCCGCCGCGACCGCGUCCGAAAACUAGAGCUGCGAAUAAAAGAGCUCACGCGUGAGUCGGAGAAUGCGAGGCAGGUCAGCGAGGCCUUCGACGAGGAGGUCAUCCGUGAAGUCACCGACUUCGAGCGCAUCAAGAGCUGCGAGAUGAAGGAUACCCUAGGCGGCCUCGCUGCUGCUAAUGUUGAGUUUUAUAAGGGCAUGAUUGAGAACUGGGAGAAGAUGUUGAAGGAGGUGGAGGAUGGGGAGCGGGAGCGAUAG